Drosophila albomicans is the source of this 4622-nucleotide messenger RNA. It is a transcript of the gene Fancd2, whose product is annotated as Fanconi anemia group D2 protein. The transcript has 13 exons. Gene Ontology annotation, molecular function: DNA polymerase binding. Bases 109 to 4602 code for a protein of 1497 amino acids. The record is from RefSeq and is a predicted model, not a curated record. Lineage: Eukaryota; Metazoa; Arthropoda; Insecta; Diptera; Drosophilidae. Gene Ontology annotation, cellular component: nucleus; condensed chromosome. Gene Ontology annotation, biological process: mitotic intra-S DNA damage checkpoint signaling; double-strand break repair involved in meiotic recombination; homologous chromosome pairing at meiosis.
CGCCGAUUAACUGCAAUAAUUGUUAUCGAUAACUAACUUGCCUAUUACGACGCGGUGACUUCGUUUAAAAAAGUAAAGUGUAUUUAAAUCAAAAACAGUAUUAACAUUAUGUAUCGCAAGUUCAAGAAGCGCGCUAAUCCAGUCAAUCCCAAGCCACUCAACCCAAUUGACGAGAAUGCGACAAUUAAAAUACCACGCCUUUCUACUGUUGAUAAAACAGACGAUGCCAUCGAGUCCUUCUCCCGGGAGAGUGAGGAGAAUAUCCCAGCGUCGCAGGAGCAAACGCAGCGCUUUCUUUCCCAGCACAGUAUUGCGUUGGCAGCCACUUUAGGACGUACUCAAUCGUCCUCGAGGAUCAACUGUUCUCGCCAGCCCAACACUUUCUUUGAGAUGGUGCUGCUCAAUGCGGGUGUACAACUAGAUCAUGAUGAUACAUUUGUUCUAUCCUGCGAUCACAUUGCCAUUGUGGCCAAGCUACGCGAUAUUCUUGUGCGCUCUCCCAAAUAUCCCGACAAUAUUGAGACCUUUAAAACGGGCUUAAAUGCCGCACUGGCUCCGAAAUCAAAGCUGGCCCAAAAACUUCUAAGUGGCUGUACGAUUGAUACUGCUGGUGAGGAGCAGGCGUAUCAGUCACAGAACAGCAUGUUCAUUAACUUCCUCAUGAUUGACUUUCUACGCGAACCUUGUCUCGAGGUGCUCUUCAACAAAAUCGAAGAGAUUGCCAAGCUGGAUCGUGUCCAAACGAUUCCCGGUUGCCUACCCUUGUUGCCACUGAUGUUGGGCCAAUUGCGCUAUUUAACUCUGUCGCACAGCGAUCAGAUUUACUCGCACAUCGAACGCAUCUUCAACAUUGGCAGCGACUCGACAAAAAUGGACAUUAUCAACAAUGCUGAAUUUGUCUUGGAUGCCAGCAAGCACGAUGACUUUGUGGAUCUGCUAAUCAUUAACUACGCCAGCAGCAAGGAUCUGUUCCAUUUGAGCACUGUGCAAAUGCUCAGCAAUUUGUCGCUGAAUGCUAGGUCGCAAGGAAAGCUGCGUGAGCGUAUCUUGGACUUUAUAAAGGAGGACAGCAGCUGCUCCAAUGUGUUACUGCCUCAUCUUAUACGCCUGCUUCUAAAUAGUCUCAAUCAAGAUACAGAUGACAUUGUGCGAGAGCUGGUCUCUACGCUGCGUGAAGUGUUUAAUUGGCGGUAUAGAGCACAAGGUGAUGCGGUGGAAAUGGCCAGACCGGCGGCCAAUGAGAAGCAAUCUCAAUUGGAACUGUUUGGCUUUUUGCAGCAAGGUUUAAGACGCUCCAAGCGUUUCUAUCAGAUGUGGCAGCGGAUUAUUGCCGGUUUGCCGGCCAUGGAAUUUAGAUCCUUUGAUUUCAUAAUGUUGCUGCUGCUCAUACACAUCAACGAGGACAAUACGCUAUACAUUCAGAACCUUCUGCGCAGACGCAUUAAGUUGGAGCACAUCACAGUGGAUAUACUAGAUGAAGUCAAAGAGCAUUAUUCGCACAUUUUGGAGCUGCAUAUAAGCGUUUUGAUGCACAUUUUACAUGAUUUUGUACGCGAAAAGAAUCGCAUUGUGGCAGACUUUGCUAAAGGUUCUUAUAGCAUACUCUUCAAACUCUGCAACUCGAUACAAAAGAAUAUACUGAAGAAGCUGCUGGAGCUAACUUUUGAUAAGUCUGCCCAGCAUGUGACCACAAUGUCGCUGAUAUUGAUGCGUGAAUUGCAGCGCAAGAACUCAAAGCAUAUACAGAAUUGUGCCAUGCUCUUGCUGCCACUGCUGGAUCGUCUCAGCGAUUUGACACUCCCACAAACACGUCUGGCAAUGGAUUUGCUGUGCCAUGUUGCCUUCCCGGAACCCAAGCUGAAGGAAUGUGCACCACUGCAGGAUCAAAUCGAAAUGAUGGUCAAAAAGCAGCAGAUCAAUCGCACUGACUAUGUGCAGCGGCAGGGCAUCAUUGGCUGUGUGCAACUCAUUGAUGCUGUGGCUCGUAUCGAGACGCAGCUGCUUGAGAACGACGACUUGCAAACUAGUGUGGAGAGCAUUACUUCUUUGCCCGAUGGACGCAGCAAGCAGGCAGCUAACCUGAUUAUGCUCACCCAGUCAGCCAUACGCAACUCUCCUGAAUUGCUGGCAUUGUUCUAUGACGAGUUGGCCAGUGUUUUGACUGUGCGUUAUUACAAUGCGGAAUCAGCUUACAUGCUGGAUAACAAGUUUCUGAUUUGGCUAUGCGAACUAAUGACCUAUCGCUUCCAGCAGAGUUUUGUCAGCGAGCAUCAGCCAAAUGCCAUCAAAGGCAUUCAACUGGAGUACCAGAAGAAUAUUAAUGAGCUGGACGAAACCAAUGUGAAUACGGAGUCUGAAGUGCUGAGCAUUGGCAUCAAUAUAUCCGAGCUAGUUCUAGCGCCGAAUAGCAACGCUUGUGACUCCAUUUUUGUUCUAGCCCCUCUUUUCAACUUGGUCAGCGUGCUGCACAAUCAACGUUAUCAAUGCAGUUUGGAGGUAAUCAACGCUCUUCUCGGAUGUGCCAUCAUAUUGCCUUCGUUCUUUGAUGAUGCCAAUUAUAUGGCCGUCUUCGACAACUAUGAUGAGGAACUGCAGAAGCAAAUCUUAAACAUUUACUUUCACACAGUCAACUGGAUACGCGUUACGAUUUGUGCCUUUGCCUCACAAAAGCAUGAUGCCACACGCAAGCGUGUGUUAAUGCGGCUGGGUGAUUUAAUCUGCAUAGAGCAGCGUUUAAAGAUACUUUUGACCCACGCACCUGUUGGUUUUGUGCCGCCUCCGUGUCAAUUCUUAAACAACCCAAAGCCGAAGACAGCACAACAAGGUGUGCGUGAAAAACGUCAGACGGGCAAGCAAUCGAAAGCAAUUCUCAGUGAAUCAAUCAAAGAGACGGAGGACAAUCAGCAACAGUUUGGCAACCAUUCGAAAGUUGGCGAUUUGACUAUCAAAUUGGGCUCUUGCAAGCCGGUAAAAUGCAAAAUUGACUUUGAGUCAUUGUACGGGUCAUUGGAGCGCUAUCGACAGCUCGAUGUUGGCAUUAUAGUGCUGCUCAAGGAGGAACCUUUUACGCUGAAUCAUCCACUUGAAUCUGAAGAGGUUGGCACGCAUUUGGGUUUACUUGAGUUGCGCUUCAUACUCACAGACCUGGUGCAUAAGUUGGAAACCGUCAUCAAUGGCCAUCAGGACGUAACAGACGCCGAUUCAUUGAGGUCGCAUGUCGCCAAGCCGGAGCAUUUCAUGUGCGAUUUACAAGAAUGUCUCGGAGAAAUCACAAUGCGUUUAAUUACACUCGCUGAGCACAUUGACGAGCAGUUGGAAAAGGUCAAUAAUGUGCAUAGCAAUUUGGAUCUGUUCAAGGACAAGUUUAAUUACGUGAAAACCUGUUUCGGCUUGUGUAUUCAUUUGUUUGCUUUGUACUUCUCUUGGAGCGAGUGGACUGACAAGUCGCAGUCACAGCUGCUGCAAUCCUCUCUGCGAAAUGCUCUGCCACCUGCCAAGCGCAAGUCACUCAAGAAGCCGUCGCAAGCUAGUCUUGCCACCCAGGUCUUUGAUUACUUCCUGAAGUACGAGAAAUCGGUGCUAAGCCUUGGCACCGCUGUCCAGCUGCAGCGUCUGCUACGCAGCCUACGGAAGCUGGGCGCCUCUGGGGAAAAUGCUGCCAAACGAGCUGUGCAGCAAGGCGAGGAAAUACGUAAAUUAUGCACCAUAAUGUUGAAACGCAAAUGGUUUCAUUAUUCGGGUAGCCUGGAGAAGGGUGCACAGUGUAACAUUCAUCUGGACGAGCUUGUGAAGGGCUUUCUCAAAGAUUCUCCUUACGAUCGUCAAAAGGACAUUUUGUCAGAUCUAAAUGAGGAGUGUGGACUCUUGAAUAAAAAAGACACAGCAUUGGAUUCGUUUCCUAACAUCAAAAAAGCCAACUUUCCGCUGCUGUUUCGCGGCUUGUGCGAGAUUCUUAUUGCCACAUUAAGCGGCCAGUGCACGGCAGACACUGCUGGCGAUCGUUUCCAGCUUUGGGAAUCGACAAUAGGAUUGCUAAAUGGUUUGCUGAAUGUCGUUAAAAAGGUGGAGCAGCCUCGAAAUUUUGGAUUAUUCCUGAAGCACUCGCAGCUGUUCUUGAAGCUGUUGUUGCAACAUGGACUUCCCGUGCUCGAAACUAUUGUACGCGACAGUCCCGAGCGACUUGUCACAUUUCUAAGCGAGCUGCAGAAUGUAACCAAGUUUUUGCACAAUUUGUGCUGUCAUUCGAAGAGUAUUAAGAACACUGCCAUCAUUUGUUAUAUACCCAGUCUACGCGAAACUCUCGAGACACUGGUGUUUCGAAUGAAAGCUUUGCUGGCGGCCAACAAGUGUCAUGCGGCCUUCCACAUUAGCAUUUUGGACAACAAGGAUCUGCAUGGCGAUGCGAUUCGAACGCCCGCCGGCUCCUUUGCAACUGAAACGAAUAGCGACGAGGAAAUACCCGCAGAUGACGAUGAUGUCGAUGAAACCGUACUCGACGACACUAUGAGCAUAAGCAGCUCGACCAGACGUAGCAGCUUGGAGAAUCGGAGCAGUAAAUCAUCUUCACUCAGCAAAACAUCUUCGCGCAGUAAAUGCUUUUAAGACUAUCACAUAUGUAAAUA